CUCUUUUUAGCCAUAUCCAAACUUUCCAUCUCUACCUCCAUUUCUGUCAUUUGUUUUUAGCAGCUAGAGAGAGAUGGCGGAGGAAUCUCAGAACGGCGGUGCGAAGAACGGAGCCGCUAAGGCUGUCACCUUCUCCGCUCUCAAGCCGCAUCUAUUCGUGGAAGGUUCCAAGGCAAGCGACGCCGUGCAGUUCGACAAGACCGCAUUUGGUGCCGAGGAGGUCAGUCUUGUGAUGAAGACGAAGAGGAGGGCCGAGCAAGAAGUUCCUCUCAUUCUCUACGCCGAGCUGAAGCUCGGUUCUACUGUUUUCCUCGUUUCUGGCCUAACCGAGGACGUGGAAACUGCGGUUACUAAUGUUGUUUCUGCCGGAGCUGUUGCUGAAACGGAAAUCUCUGAGGGUGAGGCUUGCUGCUGCGGUGGUCGCGUUGGCACGGUGAAGGACCCGUAUGGCCACCUUUGGUUCAUCUGCUCCCCGGUUAAGAAGUCCGAAGAGACAGUUGAGGCUUGAAAGCCAUCAGAUCUUAUCUAAUCACUAGUACUACAUUACUAUUUCAUCUAUUUGGGUCAAAGUAGUUUAACACAUUAGUUGUUAAUGCUUAAAUUAUAAUUACAGAGCAGUUAUCUUUGUUUUGAGACUUAAUGACGCCGUCAAUGCUGUUACUCUUGGUAAUUUUGUUUACUGUGGGGCUUUGAUUGGUCGUGG
This is a messenger RNA of Cuscuta epithymum, 703 nucleotides long. The record is from the annotation of a GenBank genome assembly. Lineage: Eukaryota; Viridiplantae; Streptophyta; Magnoliopsida; Solanales; Convolvulaceae.